This is a messenger RNA of Stegastes partitus (bicolor damselfish), 571 nucleotides long. RefSeq names its product arf-GAP with SH3 domain, ANK repeat and PH domain-containing protein 2-like. The annotation marks the transcript as partial. Lineage: Eukaryota; Metazoa; Chordata; Actinopteri; Pomacentridae. Gene Ontology annotation, molecular function: GTPase activator activity; protein binding. Gene Ontology annotation, biological process: positive regulation of GTPase activity. The record is from RefSeq and is a predicted model, not a curated record. The transcript is spliced from 4 exons.
AACAGAAUAGAUUGUAUUAAUUACGGAGGACAAACAAAGUCAUUACUGCGAGACGCGCAGCUUCUCGCCAAAGGCAACAAGUAGUGAUUGUUUUUGAGAUUAAAAGCUCAUUUUUGACCUUGGAAGCGACAGUUUGCAAAACAUUCUCAUCACACAAGAAUAUUCAGAUUUCACAGAUAUGAAACUGAGCAUUUUGUGUGUUCCAGCUCUGGGUCUCGCUCCUGUGGCGAAGAUGGAAGCGAUGAGCAUUCAGUCCAAGUCCAGUCAGGGGCCGCUGGCGUCCAGGACAGCGCCGCCCAAAUCUCCUGCAGGCAACGAUAAGAGCUUCAACAGAGGACCUCUAAACCGAACAGAAUCUAUUGAAAGAGCGGCUAAGGAAGUGCCAGGAUGCCCCCAGAACUCCAUAGGUCAGCCUCUGCCUCCAGCCCCCAUGCCGAGGAAGGCCUACCCGAAACAGAGGCCGAAGCGAGUGAAAGCCAUCUACAACUGUGUAGCCGACAACCCCGACGAGCUGACCUUCUCCGAGGGCGAGGUGAUCGUGGUGGACGGAGAGGAGGACCAGGAGUGGUGG